UCAUUGAUCUAUCUAUAUAUACACACUGAGUCAUUCUUUCUAUCAUUAACCAAAAACAAGCAAUCCACUAACUUUAAUCCUUUCAUACAUCUUCAAAAGCUUCAAAAGAACUCAAACGUUCAGCAACAAAAAUAAAACGAAAUGGCUUUGGUGAGGAGUCUAUUGGGUGCAAAGAAGAUGCUUGGAGCUGCAACAAGCAAAAGAGCAACCUCGGCUGCACCAAAAGGUUUUCUUGCGGUGUACGUAGGAGAGAGCCAGAAGAAGAGAUAUGUGGUGCCAAUCUCAUACUUAAGCCAGCCUUCAUUUCAAGCUCUUCUCAGCAAAUCAGAAGAAGAGUUUGGGUUUGAUCAUCCAAUGGGUGGCUUAACCAUCCCUUGUCCUGAAGAUACUUUCAUCAACGUUACUUCUAGGCUUCAGUGAUGAUCCAACAUAUUGUUCAUCUAGUUAGAGAUAGACUUGUUCCUUGUAAAUAGAGGAAUUUUUUUCUCUUCUUGAAAGAGUUGUUCUAUAUUUUUUAAGUGAAGAUCUAUGUUAAUGCCAUAUAUUUUUUUAAAAGUGAAUACCAUUCAAUUUUUUUAAAAAAAAAAACUCACCAGAGAAUCUUUACAAAGCAUGAAGAACAAAAAUCAUGUUGCUUGUCCUCCAGUCAACCAGAUAAAAACAUAUGAAACGCAUAUCUAUGUGAAACUCUGUUUUUUGUACAUCACAAGUUUCAGCUCAGUAAAGUCUCUCGGCUCCAAAACAAUGAUAUCGGUCAUAAAACAGAGUUAAUCUUUGUAAAUAGAUAGACACCUUUUCCUUUGAUCAUACAAAAACAUUAAGAAAAACUUCCCACAUAAUCAGCAGAUUUCGUUUGUCAAGUAAAAUGUGUAAUGUGUUACUGAAUGCUUGCUCUGUCUUACUUCUAGCAAAUGUCAUGUGAUCCAACGUAUCCAAAACACUGAGAUAAUCGAGCCAUACCAAAGCUGUUUAAAUCUGUCUCAAAACGAGGUAUCCUCUGCAUAUAAGUGGUCUUUAGGGUCAUUUGAUUGUGCAGUGAGAUCACUGAGAUGGUAAUCUUAAGAUUAAAAUAUAAUUGUCAUAAGACAAGAAUAUUAAUGAAGAUAAAAAAAGCUAAUUUGUCAUAAGACAAGAAUCUUAUAUUUGUUUGUGUUCUUAGAAAUAUGGCAUAGACAUUUGAGCUUUGUAACCUCUUGUAACUCUUUCUUAACAAAGAAUGAGGAAAACAGCUAACAUAUUUACAUUGAAUAAUUCUAUAUAUCUAACUUGGGCUAACUAAUGUCAGUUUUCUUCUUCUUCUUGAACAUCUUCAUUGAAACUGAGACGUCACAUUGAUGAAGGUAUCUUCAGGACAAGGAAUCGUCAAGCCACCCAUUGGAUGAUCAAAUCCAAACUCUUCCUCGGAUUUGCUGAGAAGCGCUUGAAAAGAAGGCUGGUUCAAGUAUGAGAUUGGCACCAAAUAUCUCUUCUUCUGGACCUGGUCUUCACCAACGUACACCGCAAGAAACCCCUUUGGUGCCGAAAAUGUCCUUUUGCUUGUAACCGGUACAGAAAAGUUAAUAAUCCUCUUUGCACCCAAGAGACCUCUAAACAAAGCCAUUUUCUUGUGUCUGGAAAAUUGAAAUUUGAAGCUUCUGAAAAAAGGUUAGAUGCUCAGAUUCAAGGUUUGGAUUGCUUUAUGAAGACUUGGUUAUGUCUCUGGAUUUAUAAUAAAUAGAUUGAUGGACUGAAAACCACCCUGGAACCAUUGAAGGCAUGGGACAUACAGAAAGAGAGUAUCACAUGGUUCUGUCUUCUAGAGAUGAUAGAUGACAAGAAACGAAACCUAACGAGCAUCAUCUGUUUGUUUUCUCAUGUCUGUCUAAUAAAUGAAGAGAAGAAAUGAAGGUACUCAAUUUUUCUUACGUAUAACUGUCCUGUGUGAACCUAGUUGUUGAUAUAACCAGAGAACAACUUGACCUGUGAAAGAGACUUGUUGUUCUGUUGUUAAGAAACUUAAGGUCCACACUUAUAGUUCUUAUUAACUAAAUCCAUUUAGACCACAGAGUCAUGAGGGAAUAUGAUCACCACAGAACAUGAAGAACAGAAACUUGCUGGUCUUUAUUAUUGACAAUGGCAUAUGUCUUAUCUAAACAAACAUUGGGAAAACAAGCCCUUGUGUAUUGCAUAUGGAGUAUGUCUUUAAUAUAUUGUCCUACUUAUCAAUCAAGACAAAUUGCAAUAAACUAAAGGUCUCCAAAUGCAAAAGACAGAACCAUGUGCAACUGUGUUCUCGUUUGUCCAACGCUUCAAGACCACAAGUUUCAAAGAUUUUUCAAAGUCUUCAACUCAUUCACUACUCUAUAUAUAAUACACAAAUCCCACUCUUUCCAUCAUCAACCAGCAAGCAGCAAUCCAAUAACUUGAAUCUUUUCAUACAUCUCUUCCAAAGAGUUUAAAAUUUCAGACAAAUGGCUUUGGUUAGAAGUUUAUUGGGUGCAAAAAAGAUUCUUGGUCGUUCCGUAACAGCAACAGCUUCUACAAGCAAAAGAGCAACCAUGGCGGCACCACCAAAAGGGUUUCUUGCGGUGUACGUUGGAGAGAGCCAGAAGAAGAGAUAUGUGGUGCCAAUCUCAUACUUGAGCCAGCCCUUAUUUCAAGCUCUCCUCAGCAGAUCUGAAGAAGAGUUUGGGUUUGAUCAUCCAAUGGGUGGCUUAACUAUCCCUUGUCCUGAAGAUACUUUCAUCAAUGUUACUUCUCGGCUUCAUUGAUGAUUAUCCAUCAUAUUGUUCAUCUAAUUAGAGAUAGACUUGUACCUUGUUAAUAGAUGAUUUUUUUCUCUUCUUCUUGAAAGAGUUGUUCUAUAAUUUUUUGAAAGUGAAUGACAUAGACACAAUUCGCUCAAUAA
Brassica napus (rape) is the source of this 2887-nucleotide messenger RNA. RefSeq names its product auxin-responsive protein SAUR21-like. Bases 142 to 420 code for a protein of 92 amino acids. The record is from RefSeq and is a predicted model, not a curated record. Gene Ontology annotation, biological process: response to auxin. The transcript has a single exon. NCBI's taxonomy places the organism in Eukaryota, Viridiplantae, Streptophyta, Magnoliopsida, Brassicales, Brassicaceae.